Caenorhabditis remanei is the source of this 720-nucleotide messenger RNA. RefSeq lists its product as uncharacterized. The transcript has 6 exons. The coding region runs from base 1 to 720 and encodes 239 amino acids. The record is from RefSeq and is a predicted model, not a curated record. NCBI's taxonomy places the organism in Eukaryota, Metazoa, Nematoda, Chromadorea, Rhabditida, Rhabditidae.
AUGCUGUGUGAAGUUACGUUAUUAAUCAUAACUUUUCCAUUUUUCGCCAGUCUUGCCCUUGUAAACUGCCUGAAAUCUCAUUGGAAAUUCAAAGGAGACGAAGCCAAAGAACUCCCAUCAGAAGCUUACGUCAAAGCUGUUCCAGUCGUAGUAGAAGAGAAGAAACCGACGAAGAGGGAGAAAAAAGCGAAGAAAGCAGAAGAGAACAAAAAAGAGAACAAAAAAGGAAAGAAACUCGCAAAAUUCUUCAUUUUCAAUGGAAAAGAUGAUGAAUUGAAAACUCCGGUUCUCGCUGAAUCGUUAUCUUUGGAUUCAACUCAAGACGAUGAAGAGAAACGUCCGGGUCUUCAACUUCUUCCAUCGCCAGCACCUGAUAUGGUGAAGAAGUUGAAAGCACGUGUGAGAAGAGAACGACGCGGAAAAAAGAGUCCACAGGAUUAUUUUUGUAAUGAUGAAGAAGAUUCUCUAUUCAAUGUUCCAUCUCUUAUUCAUGAUCAACCAACUGUGAAAUCACCGAGAUCAGCCACUGUUCCAGUGGAUAUUCAAGAUUCCCGAAUUCUUCGUGUCAAUCAAGAUCGCCUUGGAUACAAAAAGAGUCAUACAAUCUACGCUACUCGCACAUCUGUGUCUCCAUUUUCCGAGAGAAUGGGCCGUCUUUCGGGGUCUUCAUCAGGUUCUGCAACUGAUACAGAACCAGCUACAGUCAUUCAGAAUUAUUGA